This is a messenger RNA of Penicillium oxalicum, 1359 nucleotides long. RefSeq names its product pseudouridine synthase family protein. Bases 1 to 1359 code for a protein of 452 amino acids. Gene Ontology annotation, biological process: pseudouridine synthesis. The record is from RefSeq and is a predicted model, not a curated record. Gene Ontology annotation, molecular function: pseudouridine synthase activity; RNA binding. The transcript has a single exon. Lineage: Eukaryota; Fungi; Ascomycota; Eurotiomycetes; Eurotiales; Aspergillaceae.
AUGGCAAGCCGGCCGGCCCGCGACACGAUCAUCAAGAAUGGCCAAGUAGUUUCGCAUACGACCCAUCGCCACGAACCCGCCGUGACCAGCGCCCCCAUCGGGAUCAUCCACGAAGAUGAAGACUUGAUCGUCAUCGAUAAGCCCGCCGGUGUGCCCGUUCACGCCGCGGGCCGAUACCACUUCAACUCCAUCGUGGAGAUCCUUCGCGCAGAGCGAGGCCAUGACUGGCUUCCCCGGCCAUGCAAUCGGCUGGACCGAUUGACUUCGGGAAUCAUGUUCAUUGGCAAGCAUGCAAAGGGCGCCGAAAAAAUGGCAGGUGCGCUGCAGGCGCGGACCGUGCAAAAGGAGUACGUCGCCCGGGUCAAGGGCAAAUUCCCAGACGGCGUGAUUGUCUGUGACCAGCCCAUCAUGCAGGUCAGCCCGAAGCUGGGUCUGAACCGCGUGCGGGCGACGGGCAAGUCUGCCACGACCAAGUUCCGCCGGCUCGCAUACUAUCCUCCCCAGGCGGCGGUUGCGUCGGCGGAGCAGCACGCCGCGACUAGCGAUCGUGCUGUGACUCCACCCCCGGUUCUUGCCAAUGAGGAUGAAGGCUACAGUAUCGUGCACUGUUUUCCCUUGACGGGUCGUACCCAUCAGAUUCGUGUCCACCUUCAGUUCCUGGGCCACCCGAUCACCAACGACCCGAUUUACUCGAACCGGCGCGUGUUCGGGCCUGAACUGGGCCGCAACGAAACCAGCGGGGACCGCGAUGAUGAGAUCAUGGAGCGACUGCACCGCAUGGGCAAAACCGAAGUCGCUGAUACCGUCUCCUACCGGACUCAUCUGACUGCCGCGCCAAAUGUUCCACCAGGAACCGACCCGGCUAUUUUGGCCGAUAUCAUGGCCCGCGAGCAACAGGCGGCUUCGGACGAGUACGAGAAGCGCAAGGGCGAGCGACUGUCCGGGAAGUUCUGUGACGUCUGUGGAACCGAGCUCUAUACCGACCCCGGUCCCCAUGAACUUGGCAUCUUCUUGCAUGCCGUCGCUUACGCUGACCGGAAUGGAGACUGGAGUUAUCGCAGCCCGAUGCCCUCAUGGGGACUGCCCCCGCCUGGCUCAGACGGACCACGUGAAGUACCAGACUGGGUACCGGUUCCCGAGAGCGAGGAAAUCGUCUAUGGUCACGGCACCGUCCCUCCCGAGAUUGGCGGUGAUGAUGAAGACGCCUCGUCGAAGCCUAUCUCUAACACUGUCCUUCUCACGGGGGUGGGUACAUUGGACUUUUCCGAUCCCAGUUAUGGCCUGGCGGCGGCUGCCGCUGCUGCUACUGCUUCCAAGCCGAGUGAGUCGGAGGCUCCCCUGGACUCGGCCAAUGCUUGA